This is a messenger RNA of Danio rerio (zebrafish), 5710 nucleotides long. NCBI's taxonomy places the organism in Eukaryota, Metazoa, Chordata, Actinopteri, Cypriniformes, Danionidae. The record is from RefSeq and is a predicted model, not a curated record.
AUUAAGGCAAAUCUGAAGGCAAAAGGGGGUCCAACCUGGUCACAACAUGUAUCUACUGGAGUGCCCCAGGACUUGGACCACUUCUGUUUUCUAUCUACAUAUUUUUAUCAUUCAAAAAUAUGGCUUUCCAUAUCAUUGCUGUGUCAAUGAUGCUGCACUCAACUCUAAUUACUUGACCCGAGCAGUUUAAUCCUUAGCCAUUUUCUAGAAACAGCUUUAGAAAGACUUUUUUAUUAACACUUUGCCUUCUAACACUAGCACCUCCUAUGCAAACUAUUUGUUUUUGCUUUCCCUUAUUUAAAAAAAAUUUCAGUCAUGACAACAAAACAACCCGAUUCACACUUUAAUGUCAAAAUGAUGAUGAGAAGCAAACCAACUUGAUGCACCAUUUUCCACUAUAGAUUGAUGACAUCUAUGCUGGCCACCAGGGGCAGAAAUGAGAUGAAGUUUCUCACAUUCACUUUGAAGUGAGCUUGUCCUGAAUUACAAUGACAGACACCCGUCACUUGUGCAUGCUCGUAAGAGCCACUGCUUGGCAUCCGCUCACUGGAGCCCCAGUUUUAUAUUUAGACCGCAUGGGGUUGUUGAGAUGUAACCCGAAACCUUCUUUCUGUUGCCGUUUGUGAGUGUAUGAGUCUUCAGCCAUGUUAAUCUGAUAGGGCUCUAUUUUAAUCCUGAGGCCUAGGUUUGUGUGUGUACAUGCAGGUCUAUGAGACCGUAAAUGUGUAGUUUGUUUUGCUGUGAAUGCCUGAAGGCUGCUGAUUAAUGCUUGUUUAUAGUGAUUAUGUAAUAAUACUAGCUUUUUGCCUUUUUAGAGUUGGGGAUUGAGAUAAUAUUGAGAUUCCUGAUUUUUUUUUUUUAUUAAUGAGGGAUAGUUCAACAAAAUGUCAGGUUCAUUAAGUUAACCUACUGCCUCAUGUAGGUCCAAGUAUGAAUAGAUUUCGUAUAAUCACUGUACACAAAGGUAUUUUGACCAAUAUUGUUUUUGUAUAUACAAAUAAAAUCAAUUUGGUCAUAACAGUAAUGAUAAAUAAGAGGCUAUAUCAAAUUAAUAAAGUAUUUUUUGUAUAUGUUAUAACAUCGUUACAAAAUAUGGACACGUUACUUACAUUCAUCAAUGAUGUUUUAAUUAUUGGUAUUUCGUUAAUGUUGACGUUUCUUCGUAAAGGUUACGUAAACUAAUUAAUAUUCAUAUUUCAAGUCGUCUCAGCAAAUCAGCUUCCUCGGCAAGCGUCACGCAAACUAAUUAAUAUUCAUGAGCCGCUUGAGGAUUUGUAAACUCUUGACUUUCUUUGAGGGAGCAACACAAGGCAAAUGCGAGCGCAUAAAGUUGAGAGACGUUAAGUUACUGGGUCGCUUUUAUCGACAAACAUUACUUAAACGAGUCUAGAGGAUUACCCUGGCUUCAGAAGGAAUUUACUCAUAAGGAACCGGCUUUCAGAAGGACUUUGUCUGCUCUUUGUGAUCGUAUUCAUUAAAAGUAACCCAGUGUUUCAGAAAGGGAACACAUUAUUUCGUUGGAAAGUCGUGUUUAUUGUACUGUUUACCCACUUUUCCAUUGCCUUGAGCUUUAACAACGGAACGUCUUUGACAAAAUCGACAGUUUUAGGGGAUUUAUCUACCUCGUUAUAUGCUGUGAUUUGCUUUUUCUGUUUGCAAACAAACAUUUGGAAGGGGCUUUUCGCUUUCGUGUGAUUUACUUGUGAAACACUAUUGCCUUCCUAACCGCUGGUUGGUACCUUUCCCUGGAGCAGGAGCUGUUUAUAGCAUCACUAUCAUGUAACGUUGCUUUUGGACGCACAUGUGCUUUUUAAAUCACGGACAGUAAGCGGCACUGAGAUGCAGAAGUUCUGCUUGACGGUCCUGCUGGUGCUGCGCGGCCUGAUCAUCUGCGUCUGCUCCAGCGAUCAAGCACAGCAGCAGCCCGGACUCAACAGAGACACCACUGUGACCCCCAUAGAUACAUGUCUACAAAUGAGUCCUCCAUGUAUUACGGAGGCGGAUCGAUUCAGCCUGGAGGCCCUUCAGCACAUCCACAGAGAGAUGGAUGAUGAUCAGGAUGGAGGCAUUGAGGUGGAGGAGAGUGUGGAGUUCAUCAUUGAAGACAUGCAGCAGCAGCAACAGGCAAACAAGCAUAGUAAACUCCAUCACGAGGACCAGCAUAUCACUUUAGAGGAGCUUUGGAGGAGCUGGAAAUCUUCUGAAGUUCAUAACUGGACACAGGAGGAUGUAUUACAGUGGCUAAGAGAGUUUGUGGAGUUGCCUCAGUAUGAAAAGAGCUUCAAAGAGCUGCGUGUCAGUGGAAACACUUUGCCCAGAAUUGCUUCCAAUGAGCCAUCAUUCAUGAGCAGCUAUCUGAAGAUCCAGGACCAGCAACACAAACAAAAACUCAAGCUCAAAGCCCUGGAUGUAGUUCUGUUUGGUCCACCUAUACGACCCCCACACAACUGGUUGAAGGAUGUUCUUCUGAUUGUGUCUAUAGUAAUGGGAAUUGGUGGCUGCUGGUUUGCACAUGUACAGAGUAAAUCAUCUAAGGUGCACAUUUCAAAGAUGAUGAAGGAUCUGGAAAGCUUGCAGAGAGCUGAACAAAGCCUCAGAGAUUUACAGGAGCAGUUGGAAAAGGCCCAGGAGGAGAAGCGCACAGUGACGGUAGAGAAGAAGAAUCUGGAGGAAAAGAUGAGGGAUGAGAUUCAGGGAGCUCAGGAAGAAGCAAACCGUCUGCACAGACUGCGAGAUGGAGCUGUGACUGAACUCAGCCGUCUGUGGUAUGCGGAGGAGGAGCUCGAACAGGUGCGCGGUGCACUGAAGAGGGCAGAGAAAGAUAUGCAGACCCUUUGGUCAGUUCCUGAAUCCUUGCAGCUGUGGCUACAGCUCACCCAUGAGGUGGAGGUUCAGUACUACAACGUCAAGAAGCAAAGUGCAGAACAACAACUCAUCACAGCUAAAGAUGAGGCAGAGAAGAUCAAGAAGAAAAGGAGUUCAGUGUUAGGUACCCUACAUGUUGCACACAGCUCCUCGCUGGAUCAAGUGGACCAGAGAAUUCUGGAGGCCAAGAAUGCUCUCGCAGAGGUGACUGCGUGUCUACGGGAGCGUCUGCACCGCUGGCAGCAGAUUGAGAGCUUGUGUGGUUUUCCUCUGAUGAAAAAUGCAGGUCUGCCAAAUCUCACCGCUACACUCUACCCAGACCCCAACUGGAUGCUCAUGCCUCGAGCUGCACUGCAGUCCUACCAAGUGCCUGUUUCAGUGGAGGACAUGGAGGAGGAAAUGCCACAGAUUAUACCACAGAUUCCUGUCACAGUUGCACCUUUGAAGUGUUCUCCACGGUCUCUGGUUCGCUCCCGUCGAUCUGGGCAUAUGGUGCCAUCUCCUGUCAUUGUAUCACCUGACCCAGACCUCCUGAUACCCAUACGAUCUCCACAAAGCCGAUAUGGAGAUGAUGAAGAAGGACAUAUCAAAUACACCCCUAUUGUGAAACAGGAGUCAAUGGAAACAUCUUCAGAUACAGAGUCCAUCGGGUCCUCCAUUAGCCGAAAGUACAGCACCCUUGACGUCCCACCACGAAGAAAAUACAUUUUCUCUGAUAAAAUGCCUCGAAAGAUCUCCCUGGAUGAACAAGAGGACACUUCCUCACGCAAAACUUCUCAGGAGGAGAUGGACGAGUCUUUGAUGGUGACCACCUCAAGGAAAGCAUCACGAGAGGAACUGGACAUCAAUACUCCAUCAAGAAAGACAUCUAGAGAAGAAUUAGACGAGCCUCCUAAACAACUGUUUAGAGGAGAAACCGAGAUUUGCUUUGAUUCAAGGAAAUUACCCAGAGAUCUGUCUUUAGAUUCGACAGUGAGGUACUACUCUACAGAAAAGAUGUCUCCAGUUGCCAUCAGCAUGGACAGUCAAAGACAACGAUCGAUCAGAGAGAGAAAAGAUCACAUGGACAGCAUUUCUAGAGUUAUACCAAAAGCAGAGUUUGAUAUAGAUGCCACAACUGGAUCUAGAUAUGCAGAUGCCUUACUCAACACAUCCAUUAAACACAAAGAAAACCUGGACUUUGCAAGUAACAUCCAGCGAGGAAGAAUGUUUAGGGAAAACUCCUUUGAUUCCAACUUUGAUAGUUCAGUGGAAAGCUCGAAGAAAUUGAAGACGUUAGCCAGAGCAGACCUAUCCAAAGACAUCCCUUCACGGAUGAUGGCUCAAGAUGAAUUCGAUGCGUCAGCAGAUUUGGAAAGACUAAAAAUGAGAGACAUUGCGAUGGAGACUGCUUCGAGGAACAUACUGAGAGAAGAGUUUGAUAGAAGCAAGUCCUUAAAAGAGAGCAGGGAUAUCCGGAUGGAAAUUCCAUCAAAAAAACUCUUCCGGGAUGAGCAAGAGGUCGCGAUGGAGACACAACGGAUUCAGCAGAAAUUAGACAGCUCUCUGGAAACUCCAAUUAGUAAAAUACAGAGAGAGCUCAUGGGUCUGUCUGUGGAGGCUCCAAGGCGCAAGAUAUCGCAGGAGGAGUUUGUUGUUACAAACCCAGGACAGUUUGGCCCUCCUGACCUCACCGCCAGUUCUUUGAUGCUCUGCAAACCACAAUUGGAUUCGAUCAGCACACUAGUGUAUGAUGGGAUUCUGGAAAAGUCCUAUGAAAGCCCUCUUAUGUCUAGUCCUGGCGAUCUCAGUCACGCUGCAUCAGUUUCUAGCUCUAUUCAAAGUCUUGUGGGAAAUGAAGGACAAUCAGCCCAUUCGUCAUCUUCAGAAUCUGGCGGAAAAGAAAAAGGCAAGAAAACCUCUAAGCUCAAGAGUUUGUUUAAGAAGAAAAAGGAGAAGGAUAAAGACUCAUGAAGGUCAACAAGUAGGAAUUUAGUCACUAUUAAAAUGUCUGAAGAUCUUAGAAAACUGUCUUAGAAAUCAGCCUCAUUGACCUGCCUUGUAUUUAGAUGUUCUCAAAAAAAAAAAAAAAAAAAGAAUCUGCUGGAUUUUAUAAGAAUCAUAAAAUAGCCUGUUUAAUGCAGUCUGGUAAAACAAUACAGCAGAACUCCAUUUUGGAUUGGAUUCAUAUAAACCAGUAUACGGUUCCAGUGUUUUUAAAGUAAUACCACAGGUGAAUUAUGUGCUAUCCAAGGAAUGUUUCAUGUAACACUUGCUCAUUUUACAAAUCUGAACAACACUUUUCCUUGAUAAAAAAAAAAAAAAAACAUUUUGUCUGUGGAAAGUUCCAUCCCGGAACCAUAUGUGCCAGUAGAGAACCUAUUUUAAAGGGUGUACAUGCUCAGUCCAGUAAUCUAAAUAAGACACUAUUGAAUGAUUUUAAGGUAGAGAAACAACACUGGCUCAUUGGAACUAUGUGCUUCAGCCUACAUUUUUGUGAAACUAAAGAUGUAAUUAAACAGACAUUUGACUGCAGUUAAAAAGAACACUGCCAGGCAGUAUGAUGCCAACAAAUUGGAUUAUUUCCAUACUGUACAAAUAAAGGAUUAUAUUUGUGCCAUUUUUGGACAAUGCCAGAUAAACACCACAAAAACCAUAAUGAUGUAUGAAUUAUGAAAUGGUAAUCAAAAAACAAUUGCCUCGCCUGUUUAUCUUCAUAUUGACAACGUUUUUGAUGUGAUCAGUUUGCUCUGUAACUCACUUUGUAUAGUGUUGUACUUGUGCUGCUUAGUUUUGAGUCUGGUAAAGCAUGUUUCUACCAAAAAGACGAAAACAAUGUGAAAUCAAGGUAUAACAUGGCCCCAUG